Zophobas morio is the source of this 3693-nucleotide messenger RNA. Its product is annotated as neuronal calcium sensor 2. The transcript has 5 exons. The record is from RefSeq and is a predicted model, not a curated record. Gene Ontology annotation, molecular function: calcium ion binding. Lineage: Eukaryota; Metazoa; Arthropoda; Insecta; Coleoptera; Tenebrionidae. The coding region runs from base 344 to 904 and encodes 186 amino acids.
UCGCAGGACCAGUCGCAGGAGCGCGUCGGCCUAGUGUGUUCGCGUCAUCACUGUUCCAUCUUUCUUCGGCGUCUGAAACUUCCAUAAUGUUAGUUUGAGUGAAGUGCCCUAUGUAUUACUUUAUUUGAUGUGGAUAAUGAAAGACAUUAUUUUGUCUAAUUCUAGGACCAACUUGUGUUGCUUUUUAUAAGACGAUUUACUUAAAAAUCUUGCAAAAUUUCGUCUCUGUGCUUAGAAUAUGGAUAAAUAUUAGUGACGUACGACACCUGCAAUCUAACGCGCACAUCAGGGGAUUAAACCAUACUUUUAGCUCCACCAACGGUAAAAAGCUGCCUGUGGAAAAAUGGGAUGCUUCGGCAGCAAAGACAAGCUUUCCAAGGAGGAUAUGGAUUUUUUGAAAUCACAUACUCGUUAUGACGAAAGUACAAUAAAAGAAUGGUAUAAAGGUUUUAAGCAAGACUGCCCAAAUGGUCGACUGACUCCUGCUAAAUUUGUAGACAUGUAUAAGAUGUUCUUCCCGUCUGGAAAUGCCGAAGAAUUUUGUGAUCACGUAUUUAGGACUUUCGACAUGGAUAAAAAUGGUUACAUUGACUUUAAGGAAUUCCUGCUAGCGAUCGAUGUAACGUCAAGCGGUACUCCGGAAGAAAAACUGAAGUGGGCUUUUCGAAUGUACGACGUUGACGGUAAUGGUGUUAUAGACAUUCAGGAAAUGACCAAGAUUGUGCAGGCCAUAUAUGAUAUGUUAGGAGCUUGUUCGUCUAAUCGACCUGCAGAUUCUGCUGAAGAAAGGGCAAAGAACAUAUUUGCCAAAAUGGAUGAAAACAACGAUGGGCAAUUGACACAAGAAGAAUUUCUUAAAGGAUGUUUACAAGAUGAAGAACUGUCGAAAAUGUUAGCUCCUUAAUGUGCAGUACAUUAGUGCGGAAACGUGUCUUAUGCUGAAGUAGCCAUAUACGUUUUUGCAGCAAAAAACUUUUGAGUGACCAACUCAACCAAAUCACGGGUACAUUAUCAUAUAUUUUCAAAUCGGAAUCAUUCGGCAUUUUGUAGUUGUGCAUGAGUUUAUAACAUCGAUCACAAUUUAGUGUUUAUUUAUACAUACAUUUUUUAUUUUCGUACACCAUGCAUUUAACUAGUCAUAUUAUAUAAAGUAUGAAAUUAUUACGGAUUAAAAAUAAAAAGAUAAACACUGAUUGACUGUGUUUUAAUAGAAGUAAGAUUUAAUAAACGAGAAAUGUAAAUUUCAAAUACUAAAUAGACCAAGUAAACGUAAUGCCGUUACAGGGUGUAGAAAUUUUGAACGAACGUAAACUUUUGAUACAAGGUUUUAUUAUUACAAUUGUGUGAUGAAAAUGUUUCUAUGUCCUUCUCAGUGAACUCAUUGGUGGCUGAUCUUAUUAAGUAAUGGCUUUUCAUAAUCAGAACAUUUUUUUAAAUACAUCAUAGAAAUUAAAAGUAGACUUUGUAGUCCGUACACCCUGUUUAAAAGACCAAGUAUAUUAAAAUUAUUAGUAUAUUAAAAUUAUAAGUAACUCACAAAUGUUAAAGUCAAUUAAUUACUCGUAAAAGAUGUAGAAUACGUUUAUUUAGCUAAAAACAAAGUAGACAAAUAGUUCUGUAGCGAUCGAAGUUUGUCCUCAGUUGGGUAGUGGUUCGUGUUUCUCACGAGAACAAUUUCAUUGAUUUUGUUGAAACUGCCAUAUAUUUUCGUACAUAAGCCAUAAACUAGUUCGCGUGAUUUUAAUCCGUAAUAAAAACAUACCGCUAUUGUUAAUGCUAAAAAUCUGAUGUAAUCAAAAUUGAAUUUUUAUUUAAAACGAUUCGUUUAUUUGGGUUUAUUCCUCAGCAUUUUGAACAAUUAUUUUUUAUUUGUUCAUAAGGAUUUAAUUUAGCUAAUUAAAUACAUAUAGAAAUAUAUUUAGUAUACAUAGAUCUUAGGCAAAUCGCGUGCACAAUCCGCACGUCGUGCAUAGCACGACAAUGUUGUAUGAGUUCAGGUCAGUUCAUAAUGCUCGUUUAACGUAGAUGUUUACAAUAUGAAUGUAUUUACCAUUUUAAGCAUAUCAUGAAUGUACUGUCCUUGUAUAGCUGACCCAUCCGAAUUUACGGCGUUUGACAAUUUUUGCUCUUUGAACGGCGAUAAAGGUAAAGAAGGUUCAGAAACGACAUAUCGUUUAAAUUAGGUAUGAGUAGAUCGAGCUUUUCAGCACCUACUUCUUGGGCUUUUAAUAAAAUACGGAGAAACGUUUGGUUUUGUUUCUUCUGCUUAAUCAAAUGCUAGUCAGAAACUACUUGUCAAUCUUUCCUUUGUUUACGACGUGUUUGUACGUAAUACAUACGUAGAUCGGAAAUUCAGUAUGGGUCCUACGAAUAAGUGUGACCUGUUACCUUCCGUUUGCACUGUAAUAAAUAAAUCAAAAUGUUUUACUCCGUUUUUUAUAAAACACCUGACAUUCUGAGUGGAUUUUAUUCCUUUGCGAACUGCGAUCAAUGCAAAUCAAAUUUGUUUACGAGAUGUUUUUGAGUGGUUUUUGAGUUGUGACAUUCAUCAGAUACAUAGGUACAAUCAAAAUUAUUGAAAUGGGUAUUUCGGAUUUCUCAAUUUAAAAAAAAAAAAACAAGUCGUUUACACAGUAUUCACGAAUGUUUUUCUCAGUACGGUUUCAUUACCUUAAGUUAGUAGAUAAUAAUAUAUAGGUGUCUUGUACUUUACUUUUAUUGUUAUGUGGUUUGUGCAGUUGCAUAUGACGGAUAUGAAUAAAACAAAAAACUCAUUGGGUUUCUGGUACUUUUUAAUGGACAGUGUAAAAAUGACUGGCAAGGGUUUUUAUUGUAAUCAUUUUUAGAUAUACGUAUAUAUGCAUAUUCCUCACAAUGAUGUAUGAAAAUUCUCAUACAAUACUUUUUCUACUGUCUACAAUGGUUAUUCUCUUGAAACAUCAUUUAUGUAUGUAUGGUUAAUGCAAAAAUUGGACUAUUAUGAAUAUUUAACUUAUUGCUUUCGCUUUUACUGUAAUUUAUUUGUAUGUAAUUUAAAACGCUAAUAGUCAGACAUACAUCAUUCGAUAAUUCUUCCUCUUAAAAGAUUCAAAUAAUUCUAGUAAUAAUCCAUUCGCAGUUCACAAUGGAAAAUUUCACCUUGUUUAACAAUAGGUAUAUAUUAAAGCACAAUUUCUGGUAAUCAUUUACAUGAAUAUAUUAGUUAAUCUUAUUUUAAUUAUGUGAACUUAUUCAUUCUGCAACUGCGGCAUCAUAUUGUUCAUUGCACUUAAAUAAACCAAAUUAAGCAACGAAGAGUUUGAUACCGACAGCCGCUAGCAUGUUUUAAUAUUUUUUGUAUUUGUUUUAUUUUAAUAAUAUACCAUCAUAACAUAAGUAACAGAUGUGAUACAUCAUUUAGUGCAUAUUUGUGAAAGUGUUGGUUAUUUAUCAAUUAAUUAAUAUUUUUCUACUUGCACAUAUUGUAAAUUAAGCGUAAUACAUUAUUCUAGAUGUCAUUAAAAUUGUAACGUCUGCAGGAGGUUUUUCGAAAACCUCUUGGAUUCGAAUUGUGGGGUAAUGAUAACGAAGCCAGGAGCAGCUCUCUUUAAAUUGAAUUAUUUCAUAUAAUACAUAUUGAUGGCAGAUAUUCUUUGAAUUUUUAUCACAAAAUAUUAUGACAAUUAAAUAAUAAUAUACGUAUUAUUUGGCGAA